Messenger RNA from Ordospora colligata OC4, 2220 nucleotides. RefSeq lists its product as uncharacterized. The transcript has a single exon. Gene Ontology annotation, biological process: rRNA processing. Lineage: Eukaryota; Fungi; Microsporidia; Ordosporidae. Gene Ontology annotation, cellular component: small-subunit processome; Pwp2p-containing subcomplex of 90S preribosome. The coding region runs from base 1 to 2220 and encodes 739 amino acids. Gene Ontology annotation, molecular function: protein binding. The record is from RefSeq and is a predicted model, not a curated record.
AUGAGAUAUAGUGAAUCAGAUCUGUUCAAGAAGUACCGUGUGGCAAAUAGGAUAACAUCAGAACAUGCUUUGAUGGUGCAGCAGGUUGAUGAAACUGUGCAUGUGGUGUCGAUGACUCAGAAUGGAUAUCUGAUUUAUGAUGCAAAUAAACUGAACCUGGUGUUUUGUGGACCGAUGUUUUAUAGGGUUGAUUGUGGAUAUCAACAUAACGGCGUUGUUUAUGUGUGCUCUGGCAACAAAGUUUAUGCUACUGUGCGUGGAGAAAUAAUUAAAACUGUUUUGUUGCAUGAAGGCAGUGAAAAGUCCAAUAAGCGAGUAAAAGUUGCAGAUGAAGACUGCAAUAGGGUUGUGAAGCAGAUGAUUGGAUUUGGGAGCAUUAUUCUACUCUUGAAAGAGAAUGAGCUGGUUGUAACGGAAGAUCUUAAUGAGAUGUACAAGAUUGAGCACGAAGGCAUAGCGAUGCUUUUUCAUCCGCACACAUAUGUGAACAAGGUGAUUAAGGUAAUGCAAGGAGGAGAGAUGGUUCUUUUCAAUGUGAUGUCUAGGAAGAUUAUAUACACAUAUACUGCGUUUGGGUCGAUGAUAAGUGUGAUAGAGCAGAGUAGUGUUAUUGAUAUAGUGGGAAUAGGUCUAGAAGAUGGGACUAUUCAUAUUUUUAACUUGAAGUCUGACAAGAUGCUAUUUUCGUUGAAGAUGAAUGGAAGGGUGAAUGAGAUGAGUUUUGCAGGAAACUUGUUGGUAGCAGUGAGUGAUGCUGAUAUGGCGGUUUUUGAUCUAGAUGACAGGAGAAAGAUGAUGAGUGUGAAGGGAUUGACAUCUGAAGGAAAAAAGAACUAUGAUGCGGAUGAGGAUGCUGGUAUAAGAGGACACAAUCGGGUGAUAAGCGCACGGUUGAUUGAUAACAAGUCUGUGGUGCUUUCUACAGAGAAUUCGAUAAGUAUUUAUGAGAUAAAUAAUUACACUCUUGAGCUGAUCAAACGAAGGAGUGUUUAUAACGGAGAGAUUGUUGGGAUGGAGUUUGUUAAUAGAAACACUGUGCUUCUUUUUGGCCCAAGAAGUAUCUUUAGCACAAAUAUCUACAAAGAUGAGCAGAAUUUCAUGUUCAAAUUCAAGGGAUCAGUUGAGAUGAUGGAUGUGAAUCACAAUGUCGUGUGUUUUGGAAACAAACAGCUACAUGCUCUUGAAGUUAACGAGAAGAGGUCUAGGCUUGUUAUGAAGAAGGAUAUGAAAUGUCUGGCUGUUUACAAGGACUUCUGCUGUUUUGGGAAGGAUAAGGUAUUUCUGAUAAAUCUCAAGUCAAAGUUGGUGCAUGCCAGAUUUUGUGUUGGAGAGGAUCUUGUUGAUAUAGCAAUGGAUUUAGAUCAGAUAGUUGUUGCUACGGUAUCUGGCUUGCAUUUCUAUUCAAUGAAGGGUGAGAUGAAGUCGAAAUAUGAAUGUACAGGAAUCCGAUCGAUUAAGCUAGUUGAGAACUUUGUGGUGAUAAGAAUGGAGAAUCGAAUUAUUUUCUACGAGGAUGGGGUUUCUAGAGUAUUUGCAACGGGUGAGGAGGUGACUGAUUAUGGAAUAUCCAGUGAUUCGAAGUGGAUAGCAAUUCUGUGUGGAAAUAAGGUUUUGGUGUAUGAUGUGGUGACUUCUAUGCACCUUGAUGUGCUUGAGAUGAAUGAGAAUGCAAAGUUUGUUAGGUUUUCUCCGGAUAUUGAUUUCUUACUUGUUGUAUCUGAAAGUAACGAUUUGAUUAUUUUUUCAAAUAAGAUGUUGUUUUUGGAAUGUAAUAAAUCAGAAGAUGAUGUAGUGGACUUCACAAUGUUCAAAGCAAGUACUGAUAAGCGUGAGGAGGUGUGGAAGAGAGGAAGAAGUAACUUAUGCUCAGAUAUUUUGCUAAUUAGAGGACUACAUCAGCCAUCGGAUGUAAACGAUGAGUUAACUGAUAUAACGUUAUCUGUGCAGGCAUUAGAAAAGCUUAUGGAUGAAGAGUGGAUAAAAGGGCUUUGCAAGCAAGAAGUAUUGAAGAUAAUGAACCUGAUAAUGCCACACAUGAAUACGGCAAUUGACAUUACUCAAAGGAUCUUGUUUAGUAUUCUGAGGUACAAGUCUCAUCUUUUGGAGCCGGAUGAUAUAUCUGCAUUUAAUAAGAUGUUUGGAAGUGUAUGGACUGAUUUUGAAGAAAGCAUGCUCAAGACGAUUGGGUAUCUUACUGUUGAAGCAGAAGGUUUGAUUUAG